Messenger RNA from Lachancea fermentati, 420 nucleotides. Lineage: Eukaryota; Fungi; Ascomycota; Saccharomycetes; Saccharomycetales; Saccharomycetaceae. The record is from the annotation of a GenBank genome assembly.
ACCACUAAUGUUUUGGGUCCAAUUUUCACUCUUCAGAAACUGUAUCCUUUUCUGCUUAUGAAGAGGACUCGCCAACUCUUUUUCAUAUCAAGUUGCGCAGGAUCUAUUGGUAAUUUUUUUCCUAUUUCUGUAUCCGCAUAUGGUCAGUCUAAGGCGGCUUUAAAUUACACCGUAAAGGAGCUCAGCUUUGAGUUAAUGCCAGAAGGUUUUACUGUUGUUGCCGCUCACCCUGGCCUUGUCUCAACUGAUAUGGGUCAAUAUGGUGUACAAAAAUUUGCAGAGAUGAAUAUUCAGUUAAGCGGUGUAGAGGUCAUCACACCCGAGCAAAGCGCUUCCGGGCUGGUUAAUGUUUUGGCUAGUAUUACUCCUUCAGAUAAUGGAAAGUUUCUCAAUUAUGAUGGAUCUGAAGCUGUUUUCUAG